UAUACGUCGCCGCAAGUUUGUGAUUAAAACAGAUUAAAUUCCAGUCGUCACGACAGAAUAAUAUAGAUUAAAUUCCAGUCGUCCUGCUUCAGAGCACGACAGAAUAAUCUUCUACAUCUGUCUUCUUUUACCUUUGAAGAUUUUACCUUUACUGAUGUUAAUACUAAAUUUUAGUCGAAAGCCAAGGAACAUGGCGCGGAUUACAGAAACAUUUCGUACAUCACCAUCAACACUUUGUACAUUGUUCGUAUUUCAAGUUUCAAACCUUGCAACGAUAUCAAUGGCUUUUUUUGUGGGUCAUUUGUUGUUGAUUUCGUUGUAUCAAGUUUCCGUUGCUUCUCACCGCCAGCAUUUAAAUAUCCGACAUUUACCCAAAAUGAGUGAACUCGCCAAUCUACUCUCGCAAAAUUUUAGCGACACCGAAACUUUCUUUCACCAUUUGAACUUGGAAAACGUAGAUUUUUGGAAAUCAAGAACUUUAAACUCUCGAUCUGUGUUGGGCUGGACUUGGAACAAAACAAACACCAGUCUGAACUAUACCUGGCCAGUGAAAAGGGUGGCCGAAAUAGAAGGGGACAUUAUUCUCGGUGGGCUUAUGAUGGUGCAUGAGCGCGAAGACACCCAGAUCUGUGGACCAAUAAUGCCUCAGGGUGGGAUUCAGGCCUUGGAAUGUAUGCUAUAUACCAUCGACUGGGUAAAUAGCCAGGAAAACUUUCUACCAGGUGUCACUCUCGGUGCUUAUAUCCUGGACGACUGUGAUAAAGACACUUACGGGCUGGAACAGGCGGUAGAUUUUAUCAAAGGUUCUAUACGUAAUAUUGACGACAGCACGUACCGAUGUCCAGACGGCUCAAGUCCUGUUAUUCGGCAAAAAAUGAUAUCAGGAGUGCUUGGGGCGGCCUCUAGUGUUACUUCUAUACAGGUUGCAAACUUGCUUCGACUUUUCAAGAUUCCACAGGUCAGUUUCUUUUCUACGAGUCCUGAACUGAGUAACAAACAAAGAUUUGAAUACUUCCUCCGAACGGUACCCUCAGACACUAAUCAAGCACAAGCUAUGGUCGAAAUAAUUAAAAUUCUCAACUGGACCUAUGUUUCUAUCUUAUACGAAGAAUCUACUUAUGGCAUUAAGGCCUUCAACGUGCUGGAAGAACGUCUGGCUCAUCACAAUAUUUGUAUCGCGAUAAAGGAAAAGUUAACGAAAGACUCUGGAGUUGCCUCCGAAGGAGUUUACGACAAGAUUGUCCGAAAAUUGCUAUCUAGGCAACGAGCUCGAGGAGUGAUAAUUUUCGGAUCUGAUCAAGAAGUUGCUGGAGUGAUGCGGGCUGUCAAGAGAAACAAUGUUACGGGCUACUUCUCGUGGAUAGGAAGCGAUGGUUGGAGUGCACGUGCCCUCGUGUUUGACGGUAACGAACCUCAAGUAGAAGGGACAUUGUCUGUACAACCUCGUGCCCAUUCUGUGGACGGCUUUGACGACUACUUCUUGAGUUUAAAUGUGAAGAACAAUAGAAGAAAUCCCUGGUUUGUAGAAUACUGGGAGCAGUACUUUCAUUGCAAGUGGCCUAACAGCACCAUCACUCCUUACAACCAGAAUUACAACAAACAGUGUAGCGGUGACGAAGUAAUGACGUACACUAAUGGAUACGAAUCUGAAAGGCAGCUACAGUUUGUUAGUGAUGCUGUUCUCAGCUUCGCCUACGCUUUUCGAGAUAUGCAUCAGAAUCUGUGUGGUGGUAGGCCUGGUCUUUGUCAACGGAUGAAUCCUAUCGACGGAACGGAGCUUCUCACAUACUUGUAUAAAGUCCAUUUUACAGGUUUGAGCGGGGAUGAAUUCCAAUUUUCCAAAAAUGGGGACGGGCCAGCACGCUACAAUAUCAUCCACUUCAAACAAGUCAAACAAGGUAAUUAUCAAUGGGUCAGAGUUGGCGAAUACAAAAAUGGUCAGUUGACUCUCAACCUCUCCCAAGUCCAGUUUCACCUACACGAACCGCACAUGCCCCCAUCUGUGUGUAGUGACCCUUGUGAAAAAGGUCAAGCCAAGAAGUUCGUAGAAGGGGAGAACUGUUGCUGGCAUUGUUUAAGUUGCACAAAAUACCAAGUUCUCCUCUCUGAGACCCAGUGUGUGGAGUGUCCUCUCGGGUUUCUUCCAGACAAUGACCACGAAAUAUGUAUUGCUAUUCCAGAGCUGUACAUGAGACCUGACAGUUCCUGGGCCAUUGGAGCUCUAGCCUUCUCUACAACGGGAAUCUCUGUUACAGUGUUCGUUAUUGUUGUGUUUAUUCGAUAUAAUGACACACCAGUGGUCAAGGCGUCCGGUCGGGAGCUUAGUUACGUUCUUUUGGCUGGCAUAUUAAUGUGUUAUGGGAUGACGUACAUGUUGGUCCAGCGUCCAACAAAUUUCAUCUGUGGAGCCCAGAAAACCGGCAUCGGUUUGUGUUUCUCUGUUGUUUACAGCGCACUUCUGACUAAAACCAACAGGAUCGCUCGUAUUUUCAAUGCUGGUAAACGUAGUGCAAGAAGACCAAGCUUCAUCAGCCCUAAAUCCCAGUUGGUCAUCUGUGGAGCGCUGAUCAGUGUCCAGAUUUCAAUCACUACAGUAUGGCUAGCUUUCACGCCUCCUCGAGCAAUUCACCAUCAUCCAACUCGAGAGGAUAAUCAUGUUGUGUGUGCCGCUUCUAUUAACGCUAGUUAUAUGGUGGCCUUUGCCUAUCCAAUUACUCUAACUCUCAUCUGUACCGUGUACGCCAUCCUUACUAGAAAGAUUCCAGAAGCUUUCAACGAAUCUAAGUACAUAGGUUUCACCAUGUACACCACGUGCAUUAUAUGGCUGGCAUUUGUUCCAAUCUAUUUCUCGACAGCUGAGCACGUGGCUCUUAACGUCACUACAAUGUCCGUAGCUAUUAGUCUUAGCUCUACAGUAACCCUAGUAUGUUUAUUUACACCCAAACUCUAUAUUCUACUUUUACAUCCUGAAAAAAACAUUCGUCAAUCUAUGAUGCCACAGAACAAACACGGAACGUUAAACAACACCUUAAUUACUACGCCAUCAGCAACAAAAGUUGAGUCGGCUACGCAGUCCGAUGAAUACGAGAUGAGCGAGAAACUUCGUAUCAGCCGAAUCAGCCGUGCCACUCAAACUCCAAACGCAUUACCCGCCGAAUCCCAGAUUAAUCAAGCAGACAGAAAUGUGCAUCUAUGAAUUGUCUUCCGCUAUAGCUUUGUAGACAAAUACAAUGACUGGUUCUCGGACCUACAAUACGUGCAAACUGCCUAAUUAACACCCCUAUUUGAUUGAAAUUAGCCACGUGACUUAUUCUAUAGAAUUACAUGAUCUUUAUUCUAACAACUACGUGAACUUUCACUGAACAAAAACUAAAAAUAUAUAUAUAUAAGGAUUUAGCGUUUCUUUUGUAUCUGAAGGCGUAGCACACAUAUUGUUGGAGACAGAUGUAUAUAAAAAGGUAAGUACAGAUUUUGUUUGCGAGACAUAUAAAUAUAUAUGAAGAAAUAGUACAGUGAAUGAAAACGUUAUAUAAAAACGAUUUUGGAGCAUCACCACGUCAUUACAGUCCACGUCGUCACGUCUAGUCAUGCUGUAUCUGACAAUAACCUGCAGCGCAGUUUCUAUUGAAUAAUAAAAAAAAUCCAUCGUAACGCUGUCAUGUCCAAAGCACACCAUUUUUACCUGCUGAACUUUCAUAAUCCAUCUAACGUACGAGGACGACGGUUUCCUAACACCCAUUUCAACGAUUGCAUAUAAAUCUAUACUGAGGCGCUGUAUGUAGCGACUUGACCCGUUGAAGAUAUGUCAUGAAAGCAACUUGUGUAACGUAACUUGUGUCGCUUUUCCAGGAGGAGACUCUUGUCGAUUAUGUUGCGUUGGUUUGCCUGGAACAAGUAGGCGGCUUUCACCACUGACUUUUGUGUUCGUAAAUUCUCACCUUUUACAUGACGCAGCAUUUCCUUAACCGCUAGGGUACUGUUUGUUGCAGGUCUUGUUCUGGUGCCUCAAGUUAAUCCAUGUUGUUGUGUUUUUAAAUGCCAUUAAGUACAAGAGAUUUGGAAAUUGUAAGUUUCUUGUAUUAACACAUCUUUAUAACUUUAGUGUACGAAUAUUUUGCAUCAGAAAAGGCUGUUACAUACCAUUCCCAGAGGCGAUAAACUCUUUGUAUCAUCACACUAACUCCAAAGCUCCAAACAAUGUCAAGACGUAGUUCUGAUACGUGCCGUUCCAUCGCGACUUUAUAUCGGCUGUGGUUGUCACGUUGCAUAUUCAAAAUCGUUUUAUAUAUGACGUAUUCAAAUCUAUGUACAGAUAUGCGAGAUACGUAUAUACGAAGAGAAUUUACAGAUGUUUUUUGCGAGAUGUACAUUUUCUUGAGCUUCAUUGUAAACAUCAUUCGUCGCCAUUGAUGCCACGUUGUACACCAACAUCCAUCAUCGUCAUAACAACACUGAGGUCAGGUUGUUAUGAGGAAAGGCUCUCCUCGUAUCAGUGGAGAAUUGAAAAAGGACAGAUAUUGGAAUGGUGCACUGUCUUGGUAAAGGUAUUUUAUGGUACACGCUGGCAUGGUCAGAGAUCACGACAACGAAAGACUACGUAAAGUUUUAUCAGUUUUAUAGUCAUUUGUUUAUACGCGAAGAGAGACUCAGAUACAAAGUAAUACAAAGUAACACGAGCUUUAUGAAUUGCAUCAAACGAUACGAUGCGUUCCGCGCGUUUGUGAUUACCUGAUACCUCCUCUCAGUGUGUAGAUGUAUUCUGAUUAUUACUCAGAACUCUAACCCAUAUGUGUAAAUAACGUUCCGUUUCCGUUAGCGUGAAUAAGACGUUGAAAAUCAAACGUUCAUUGGUCAGCUGUAGCUGAACUCAUCUUAAUAUCCUAGGAAUUACAGAAUGCACAGUAAGGAAAAAGUGACAGACAAUGAUACUGUUAUCACAAUCGAAUCUUUUAUGCGGUCUGUGAAUGGUUUUAAUAUUAAAGCCUGAAAACUAUUAUAGUGUGCCCAAAUGUCUUGUACAAAGUAUUAGUUAUGAAAUUCACUAUUAAGAACCAACUUUCCAUUGGUCGUCACGUGCAUGCUGGAUAUUCAGAUAAGCUGUUGUUUUCAAUAGCUUGUUACAGAGCAAUCAUGGCCGCUUAAAAUGGGGCUCCGGUCAUGAAAUAACUACCACCUCUCGUAUAAUCCUGUUAUUUUUAGGGACAGAGAAAAAUAUUGUAUAAUGCAUUGAGGUAAAACUGCUGAGAAACCUUGCUUAUAACAGGUAUUACAAACUACUUGUUGCUUUCUGAAUAUUCGGUGCAUAUUAAGUUGGUAAUUACAAAAGUACCGAAUAUUCCCGUCCUAUUGUUGUCUUGCUGAUGAUGUUAGGUGUUUUGCAUGUACGUUUGGAGAGGAGGGGGUUUAAGGGCAGUUGAUAUUGGAUAUACCUCUUUUAUAAUGAUAUGUGAUAACGAGUAUAACUAUUAUCAUAAGAUGGAAUAAUACUGGAUGUGCCACUUUAAUAUCAUUUUAUAAUAUCGACGUUAUUACUGUUCUUGCGCUUUUCUGAAUUGGAUGUGGCAGUUCUGUAGAAGUAGAUAAGACUGGAUGUGACUCUCCUACAUGAGGGAAUGAUACUGGAUGUGCCAUUUAAAUAACAUUUUACUAUAUUGUAGUUAUUACAGUCUCUGCGUUUUUCUGAAUUGGAUGUGGCGGUUUUGUAGAAGUAGAUAAAAUUGGAUGUGACUCUCCUACAUGAUGGAAUGAUACUGGAUGUGCCACUUAAAUAACAUUUAACUCUGAUGAUUCUGUUACUGUCACCGGGCUUAUCUGGACUAGAUGCCACAGCUCUGUAGAAGUGGAUGAAAUUGGGUGUACCAGCUACGUUUAUUUUAUCAGUGUUAAUGUGUAGUUAAAUACUUGAAUUUAAUAAUAUUUGACGUGCCAUAAUAUUAUGUCUAAAUACGCUGAUUCUAUUAGUCUCAAAGUGGGCGAACUACUUUUAUUGAACUAUAUACUAUUGACUGAGACACUUUUAUGAAGACUAUUCUUCGUUGAUGCUACCAGUAAACAAAAAACAAAAAAAACAAGUAUUUGUGAGCUUAAAAAAUACCCUAUCUUGAUAUAGGUAUUAUUGGAUGUGUUAGUGUUGUUGUAUUACAAAUAAUAUUGCUUGUUAUUUCUUUCGGGAUAAAAAUGUCAUAAUAUUCUCUUUAAGGUACACAAAACGAGAAUGUUUGAUUUAUUUGAAGUUUAUAUUCAAUAUUUUCUAAGUUUCUGAUAUACGUGUACAUUAUGAUCUACGUGGUAACUGUUCUUCGAAAUCCAAAAUGGACUCUAAGUCUUUAAUUAUUUAUGGUAGUGUUAAAUAUCUUAACGGUUUUUAAUCUGGUUCGCAGUUAGAGAAGAACCAAUAUGGUAUUUGUUUCAGAGUAUCUUUCUUAGUGCAAGCGAAACAUACAUCGCUUACAUGUAUUUAAAAAAAAACAAUAGCUUGUUAAAAAUACUAUACGAAUGUUGAACUUUAACAAAAAAAUUCUUUCUGACGAUCAGAACUUAUAAUUAGUCUUCGAACAGUCUGUACUUGGUGAAUAUUGUAAAACAUGAUAAAUAAAUAGAUAGCA
Limulus polyphemus (Atlantic horseshoe crab) is the source of this 6605-nucleotide messenger RNA. RefSeq names its product metabotropic glutamate receptor-like. Lineage: Eukaryota; Metazoa; Arthropoda; Merostomata; Xiphosura; Limulidae. The coding region runs from base 155 to 3196 and encodes 1013 amino acids. The transcript has 7 exons. Gene Ontology annotation, molecular function: adenylate cyclase inhibiting G protein-coupled glutamate receptor activity. Gene Ontology annotation, cellular component: membrane. Gene Ontology annotation, biological process: G protein-coupled receptor signaling pathway. The record is from RefSeq and is a predicted model, not a curated record.